GUGGCAUUCCUGUCUCUCACCUUUACAGCAAGCAAAAUACUUUAAAUUGAAUUAAUGAUCACAUGUAAUAUAUAUUUUUGAUAAAUAUAGACUGUACUUAUAAUAAUAAAACAUAUUUGAGUCAUGUAAUGAGCAAUUCUUGUUUUUUAAUCAUUUAUAUAAAAUAGCAAGUGCAAGCAAUUUGCUUGUCACUCUGACCAUGUAUCGAAGUUUAGUGCCAUAUUUUGAGUUUAAAAAAAAUAUUUUUCUCCAAUUUAAAUGUCAUAAAGUAAACACAAAUGUCACAUUCAUGGAAUGGAGAACUUAAUAAGCUGAAAUACCAAUGAAAUAUUAUAAAUAAUAUAACGGUAAUAGUGGUCACCCCAUGUCAUGUCAUUGGUGUUACUGCCUCACAAAACUUUUAUUUUGAAAAAAAAUUAAUGACUUUUAUGAGUAAUUUAUGGUUCAAGAGGUCAUUGGAAGAAGUGUGAUCAACAUAUGCACAUGACAACUUCAACAAGGAAGGAGAACAUGCAGGAGAAAUGUACAAAGGAGGCAGAGGAAAAUUCAAAAGUUGCAAGAUAAACUUGAGCAAAGCAAACGACAAUGCAACAGGUACAAGAAGCGUUUGUCCCGUUUACGGGGUCGCGUUGCAAAUUCCGAAAGCCCAGGAACGAAGACAAAAGUGAUCCUCCAAGGUUCUACAGUCCACUCUCCAGUCAAGAAAGCUCUAAAAUUCCACUUUGCUCUUGUUGGAGAUUUAAAUGAAAAGUACAAAGCAGCCAAUAAAACAAAAUCAAAACAGGACUUUGCAAACAUUCUGACGGGAAAGCUGAUCAGAAAAUACAAAUUCCAGCUGCUGUGCCAGAAGAACAUUGGCUUCUCGUACAAAGCUUGGAGAAAACCAAUGAUCAACUCUCGAGAAACCACCACAAACAAGAGGAAGACUGUGAGACAGUACUAUCUGAGAGAUGAUGUCAGCAGACUGACCACAGGAAAAAAAAACACAGUCACUGUCCAGAAGGUGAAGAAACAGAGGAGGUUACUCUGUGACUCUCUGCUUAACCUCCACAAGAAAUUUGUUUCUGAGCAUGGAGAACAGAUUUCUUAUGCCUUCUUCUGCAGGCAGAGACCCUUUUGGGUUGUGACACCAAAUGAGCAGGACAGAGAAACAUGUCAAUGUAAGUCUCAUGAAAAUCUGCAGUUUAUGGCAGAUACACUGUACAGACUUGGGCUUUCAGAGUCAAAACACCUGGAUGAUAUGGUUGACAGCACUGUCUGCAACAACGUUGCAAAGUCAUGUGCAUAUGGUGAAUGCCAAGAAUGUAGACUCACCACAUAUCCCCUCACCAAAUCACCAUCAAAUGGUGUGGUAAAUUUAACCCAGUGGUGUCUAGAGAAGAUUGACCAUUCCAAACCAGGUGAAGAGUCUGAGAAGACAAGUACAAUCACUGUCAAAAAAAAAGUGCCAAUAACAGAGGAUGAGCUUGCUACCCAGUUUCAAGAUAGGCUCUUCAUGUUUCGCAGACACAUCUUCAACAUCCGGUGGCAGUACAAUGCUUAUAGAAAUAUAAAAGAGAACCUGACCUCCAUGGACUGCCUUAUACACAUAGAUUUCAGUGAGAACUACACUUGCAAGUAUGCAAAUGAAAUCCAGUCUGUGCACUUUGGGGGGUCACAUCAACAAGUGACCCUCCACACUGGUGUUCUCUAUGUGCAGGACCAGCCCCCCAUUCCCUUUAGUACGAUCUCACCAAGUAGAAGGCACGACCCAGUAGCCAUAUGGGCUCAUCUUGACCCCAUCCUGGAGAUGGUGAAAAAUCAGUGGCCUGAUGUCCAGCACCUUCAUUUCUUCAGUGAUGGCCCUGCCACCCAGUACAAGCAAAAGGGCAAUUUCUACAUGAUUUGCUCAGAACCUCACCAGAAGGGCUUCCCCAAAACUACAUGGAACUUCUUUGAGGCAAGCCAUGGGAAGGGUGCACCAGAUGGGGUGGGGGGUGCAUUAAAGAGGUCAGCCGACACCUUAGUCCGUCGGGGAAGGGAUAUCCCAGAUGCACUCUCUUUCUUCCAGGAGUUAAAUGACUCUGGAACGCAGGUGAAACUGUUCUAUGUAAGUGAGGAAGAUGUUGAGACUAGGGCACAGAAAAUGCUAGAGGUACCUCUUGUUGCAAUAAAGGGGACCAUGAAAAUGCAUCAAGUUUUGAGCAUCACACCUGGCAUCCUCAAAUACAGAGACAUUAGUUGUUUCUGCCAGGCAGCAGAGGGCGUGUGGGAUUGCCCAUGUUACAGUCUCCAAGAAAUCAUUGUAGGAGCUGUGCCGCCUAGAGAAAGUGUCCCCUCUGCCCCACAACAACAACACCGACCUGAUGUCAUUGAGGCUCACCAUAGCGGGCAGUGGUGUAUUGUGAGGUAUGAUGACCAGCCAUACCCUGGCAUUAUACUGGAGGUGGAAGAGCACAACAUAAAAGUGAAGUGCAUGCACAGGAAUGGAGCAAACCGGUUUUUCUGGCCAAACCCAAAAGAGGAUGUAAACUGGUAUGGGGAUGACCAGAUCAUGUGUUUUAUGCCAGAGCCAGUUCCUGUGAACAAACGGUCAGUUCAGGUUGACCAGAAGAUCUGGACAUAUGUGGAGGGUCAGCUGCAUGUGUGACUACAAGUGAAAUACCAGUUGCUGGAAGCCUAAAGUUUAUGUAAAUAAAAUGUUUGUUUACUUGUGUUCUUAUAAAUAUGUUUCAUAGCCAGGGUGCCUGCCAUUGUAGUAGCCUACAGAGUCUGCUGUAUGCCAUACAGAUGUUUGGCAGACAACUAGCUGGCUCAAACAGGAUGGACCAGUCCAGCCCAAUAUAACACCAAGUCAUUGGUGUUAUAAUGUGUCACUGGUGUUACUGAAUGUUUGUUUGGUGAUUUGAUAUUAAAGGGGUCAUUUUUGACUUUAUAAUAAUUUUGUGUUUGUUGAUUGUUGGUUUAUUCGUGAGUUGGCAUUUUAAGGAGAGUAUCAUUCAAUUUUGAUACUGUCCUUCAGUUAUUGUUGAUAUUAUAGCAAAAACCUGAUGGUGUAAAUGAAAAAAUGUCACACAAUACAACUUUACACAUACCUGAUUUAAAUAAAUAAAUAAAUAAUAAAACAUUUUUCUUUUAAUUAUUACCAACCUACUAUGUCUUUGAGUAUAUGUGCAGAUUUAAUAGAGAAAUACUAUUCUGAUGAGCUUUUAAUGUUGUUUUUGGUAUGAGUAACACCAAUGACAAAAAGACGGCACAAGCAUUCUUUGAGUGAAUGUAUAAAAAUAAUUAAAAUACAUUAAGCUUUCAUAUUUGUGGAUUGUUAAAGGCAAGAGGUUAAUUAAUAUUGUACAAUAAGUUUUGAUUAAGUAAAAUGAAAUGUAUUUCAAGACAUGUUGCAAUUCCAAAUGCCACCGUUUCUGUAG
Molecule: messenger RNA, 3404 nt
Organism: Anguilla anguilla (European eel)
Lineage: Eukaryota; Metazoa; Chordata; Actinopteri; Anguilliformes; Anguillidae
Exons: 2
Coding region: 887-2629 (580 amino acids)
Source: RefSeq, a predicted model, not a curated record